Messenger RNA from Asterias rubens (European starfish), 1398 nucleotides. RefSeq lists its product as uncharacterized. The transcript is spliced from 2 exons. The coding region runs from base 1015 to 1398 and encodes 127 amino acids. NCBI's taxonomy places the organism in Eukaryota, Metazoa, Echinodermata, Asteroidea, Forcipulatida, Asteriidae. The record is from RefSeq and is a predicted model, not a curated record.
AAAUAUAACAUUCAUUUUUAAAUCAGGAAAAUAUACAGCAAUCCAAACAAACUGAAAAUACAAGAACCUUACAGGACAAUCCGAAGAGUUAAAAUUGCACAGACCAAAACAAACUAGAAAGGAACAAUAUAUUUGUAUGCACAAUCAGUAAAAAGCUUCUUUAAAAAGAUAAGUCUUAAGGACAGAUUAAAAAAAUAUCGAGGCUGCCAGCGCUCCUAAUAUGAAGGGGGAGUUUGUUCCAGAGGUGGGGAGCACUAUAUUCAAAGGCCCUGACUCGGAAAAGUACUGACACAAAUCGGUGUAUGGGUACCCCAAUUAACAUUUUCUACUCGAGUUGUCCACUUGUAUUGCAUGGCGGACACAAUUGCAUUUGACACCGGAUGACUUUAUAACUAUCCAUUGUUCGCCUUAAUUGUAACUAGCUAUCUAAUGACAAUUAUGGCGUCACUAGUAAAUAUUAAUGUCCACAUCAAGCUUCAACACAAACAAACGUCAGUUUUGUGGUUAAGUACCCAGUGGUUUGGUUUGGGAUUUCUACGGGUUUUCUGCUGCUAUAAAAUAGUUAUAGCGCCCUCUUGGGGUUGUGUGGAUUUUCAGGGACUUUCUGAUAAAACUAUUACGUACAUAAAACAUUUAAAGCUUCAAUUGAUUGGAUGUAGGGAAAAUAUCCAAUCAAUUACCGCAAUAAGUAAUAAUAUGACAUAUAUAUUCUCAUUACAAGAGUAAGUUAAUGUGUUUACCCCGUAUUCCAAAAAUGCAAAUUGCUACAGCUUAAAUUCGAUCCCUGAGUUUUUGCCACGGCUGUCCGCGUAGCACAGAGCAAUCGAUGGACACAUGAUCGUAUGCGGGAAAAUGAUCGUCCGUGUCCAAGCAUAGAAAUAACUCUCUCCAAAUGGCAGAAUGGAGUUAUAAAUUAUGUAAUUGCUCCAGAAUCUCGCAUUGGAUACCCUCCAAACUGACCAGGAUGUAGUCUUGGACUGAUUAAAAUUCAGAGUUGAAGAGAACGAGUUUGAAAUGGCAGAAGGAGGCGACGGGAACCCCCAAAGUUUAAAGCCACCAGCCCUGGACAAGAUAGCAAUGUCAAGGAGGAAGAAGUCGACCUUGGACGCCCCUACGAGCUCGUCAGGUCAUCUGGCAUUCAGGGUGUUCCUCCACGAGAACAAUCUCUCCGAUGCGCUGAAGCAUUUCCCUGGGGAGUUCACUCUGGGGAACUUCCGGGCGGUGACGGAAGAUGACUUGGCGGAUGAUUAUGGCAUCAACGAUGAGGACCAGCGAGCGCAGCUCAUGAGGGCGGUCACCCGUGCCAGGGAGGAGUAUGACGAAAGAGAGGAGGCUGAGACCAGACUGCGGGUGAACAGCGUCGUUGUACGAAGACGACAAUCUGAGGUGAGAAUUUAA